AUGAUUUCGGACGCAGAUGAAGCGCAACUCCGGGAGAUGCUUUUACAUCAAGUUAUUCUUAAUCGUAAACGAAACACUGAAAGUGCUGGACAGAGUAGUAGUGCUUCGGUCUACGAUGGACGUGCCAAUGAUGGAGUUAUGCAUACAAAUACUUCUGAGUGUGGUGAUGAGGAAGAAAUCGCUGAUGUUAAAAAUAUACCACUCCAAACAACUGACGAGAAUAGCCAGGUGCAGCAGGAACAGGAAACAUCAAACUCAGCUUCCUUCGAAGGGUGUAGUGGGACAUGUCGGUCUGUUUCUGGUGAGCCGCCCAACAAAAGGCGAAAGAUAGAUGAUCUCUCGCAGAACGCUGGUAAUGAUGCAUCGUUAGUUGUCCCACCAGCUCCUAGUUUAAUGGAACUAAAUAAUUUGCUCAAGGAUAAGCAGUCAGAACUGGGUGAAUUGGACUCUGAAAUAUCAGUAAGGAUGACUUGUCUGGAUGAGUCGCUGCAACGUAGGGUGGAAUUGAAGAAUCAACUUGCUGAGUUAGAAGCAGACAUUGAAGCUGGACGAGCUCAGUGUCGUGUUCUUAUGCGGCGUAGGAAUGUGAUCAGACGGACAGUGGAGCGAUACGAGGAGCAAAGGCUUGAUCAGUUGCUGGCUAGUGAAUGGGACGACGAAGAUGCGAGAAGAAGCCAACAAAGUGAACGAACCAGUAAAUCGGUUGAAAGCAUUCUACGCACCCCAUCCACAGCUUCAUUUCUUGAUUUGCGUGAGGAACUGCCCGAAUCUUCCGAUUGCAAUGAGGAACGAAAAAUUCGAUUGAAACUCCUAUCUCGUAUGAGAAGGGGAGACACUUCAUCCGUAAACUCUGGUCAAGACGAGAAUAAUCGAGACAGUCCACCCGUUAGUGCUGAAGAGUCCUGUGAUCAGUCAACGCAAACAGCCACGUCUAGUACAGUAGAUGUGUCAGAUAAAGCGGAACCAUUGUAUAGGUCCCCUAAUUUCCCACAACGUCUGAAGCGUUUCGUCGGUAUAUCCCCAGACUUGAAUGCCGAAGCAGCCGAUUGUCCAAAUGAAAUGAAGGGGGAUAAAUGUACAGAUGUCUUAUGCGAGUCAAAUCAUCUAAAGGAUGGAGAAUUAACAACGACAGAUGUGCUCAGCAUGAUGAUCGGGUACUUGCCUGGGCUUGUGGAUUCCAUCGAUGACCAGAAUCGAAUGAGUUCGCGUUUUUCUUCGUCUCUUUUCUUUGCAUCUUGGCAUCCCUCUUCUUUUCUCGUGCCCCAGAUAUUGAUGUCAAUGGUUGAUAUUUUGCUGUGCUCACAUUUCAUGUUCUUAAAUGAGUUUUAG
Molecule: messenger RNA, 1329 nt
Organism: Cooperia oncophora
Lineage: Eukaryota; Metazoa; Nematoda; Chromadorea; Rhabditida; Trichostrongylidae
Source: the annotation of a GenBank genome assembly